Molecule: messenger RNA, 1360 nt
Organism: Sorghum bicolor (sorghum)
Lineage: Eukaryota; Viridiplantae; Streptophyta; Magnoliopsida; Poales; Poaceae
Exons: 7
Coding region: 164-1360 (398 amino acids)
Source: RefSeq, a predicted model, not a curated record
UGGACGGCCCAUAGUUGACGCUCCUCGGGAAUGGUUUGCAGUGGGCAACCCUCGUCACCGUCCGACGUUUGCCCAUCUUUGGGACCAGGCGAAAGUCGCCUUCAGCAGGACUUCACGUGCGUACGUACAGUAUGCCAAUGAGCUCGACACGCUUAGGCCCUCCAUGGUUAAUUGGGAGCCGUACACGGCGAAUGAUGCGCUGCAUCUUGGAGUAAGCAGCAUGUGUAGUGAGGAUGAAGACUUGUACUUGAUGAUCUGUCCUCUAAUUUGCUUCUAUGCUGUUGAGUGGCACCUUCCAAAUCGAGUAGCCCGCCAAUUUGGCUUGUGCCAGCAAUGGCCUGUCCCUCCAUUUGAUACUUCCGUGGAGCUGCACAAGAUUGAUCGUCAGAAGCAAAAGAAGACAUUUGAGUUUGAAACUUUGCAUCGUCAGUACAUAGAGGUGUGGGACCAGUUUCAUGACAACCUCUACGAAAAUGAGCAACCACAUACCAACUACAAUUUUCGUGCAUACCUUACUUGGUACCUAGGUGUUACACGAACAAGGUUGAAAAUUCAGUGGACCCAAGCAGAUUAUGCGUACCUUGAAUCAUCUGAGGAUGAGGACACUUCCUAUGACCUAGCAGCACGACAAGGGACACUUAUCGAGGCAGCACCUGUCUUGGACCGAGUGGGCAACGCAAUAAAGCAAUCUGUACUUGACAUCGAACGGUUUCCAAGAACAGGUGUGGACGAGCACACACUAAACAACUUUCUUGGAAGACUAGCACGUAGGCUUAGGCGUGCUGCAGCUCGGUGCGGUUGCGGUACUAGUGCUGCGAUGAAUGUGCAUGUGCCACAGGAACGACAAUGCAACACACCUGUUGUGCAUGGUAAAUCUUCUUUGGAAGGAUCUGGAGGACAGAGCUCGUCUCGGCCAACUAUGGACACUUUUCAAAGCGAUGAUGAUGAGGACGAAGAGGGGGUGGCCGAGGAGCGUGACUAUGACGAGCUUGGGUUAUCUCAGCUUCCUGAUGCUCCUUCUACUCAGCCUACGCAGUCAUCCUUGUCAAAAGAGAACUGUGGCUUCACCAGAUGGGUCGAUCCUAGACCUAUUCAUCCUCAUGCAGAGUACAUCUACUACCUGCAGGACCGUAUCUUUGAUUUAGAAACGGAAGUUAGCUGUGGUUACAAGGAUGACGAAGAGGACGACAACAGCAAUGCUACUGGCUCCCAAAACACAAUAUGCAAUGAUCCAUACUGCACAUGCCCUAAUCACAAGAACAAGGGCCCUCCUUCACCACCACCCCCACCACCACCACCAACAACGGGAGGAUACUAUGGAGAAGGGGCAACACAGUUUGCUAUGUGGCCACACUACUAG